Molecule: messenger RNA, 3823 nt
Organism: Phyllopteryx taeniolatus (common seadragon)
Lineage: Eukaryota; Metazoa; Chordata; Actinopteri; Syngnathiformes; Syngnathidae
Gene: zdbf2
Product: zinc finger, DBF-type containing 2
Exons: 10
Coding region: 1643-3760 (705 amino acids)
Molecular function (GO): nucleic acid binding; zinc ion binding
Source: RefSeq, a predicted model, not a curated record
AUUCAUUUGGUCUCGCAAAGACCAAUCAUAUUAAGAUUAUGGUCUCUGGUAAGAUCAUUGACGAGCAAAGAUUUUGAGGACAGUGAUCCAAUAUGCAUAAGACUGAUUGUCAUUAAAGUGGGCUGAUCGGUGCCAGAGUAUUCAUAGUAGUAAUAUUAAUAAGACUGCAUGGUCUAGAAUGCAUACUAUAUUCAGAGUUGCUGUGGGCGUGGUGAGAGAUUAAUACUGCAGGAGUCUGGUAGUUAUUUGACUUGUCAUUGGUAGAACAAACUGGGGAAGAGUGCUUAAACUCAUCACACAGUACUUACUACCUCAGUUGAAAGCAUAACAGCCUGCAAUGCAUUCGUAGAUAGUGGAUCAGAAUGUGUAGUAUGUCACUCUAAUCUACAUAUAGGACUAUGUGUGUUGUUAGAGUAGCAACUAUUUGUUUUGUUUUUUUCAAGCGGGUUCCCAUGCCGCCUGAACACCUACCACCCAAGUGAGUGCCCAUGCUGCUCCAACAACCUACCAGUACACUGUUUGGUUUUCGAAUGCCAAUUUGUGGUGGUGGGACAAGUGGGUACCCUCCCCUGUUUGGUGAAGGUUUUUUAUGGGGGGUUCUCUGCUGAAAAGCGGCUGGUUGGCCAGGGAUGCUAAAUUGUGGAAGAAGGGGAAGGGGUGCCACGGGUGGAUGCUUCACAAUAAAAUAAAACGUGGCAAAUCAUCCACCAAUUAUUAUUUUCAAUAACUUUAUAUAAUAAAGAUGUAUCUGUUGGAUAUUAUGAAUUCCUGUAUGGCUGUCAGAAUUCUUGGCUGGAGUAAUAACAAGAGCUCGCUAAAUCAAACCAAACCAAAACAAAUGAAGAAACAAAAAAACACCACACAUUACGAUAUAGAGGAAGACAUAAUUAACAACGAAGUGUUUAUAUCAUCCAUUUGUGGGAGGUGAGCUCCUUCUGUUUAUGUGUGCCUCUGCCUGCUUGCUUCUGCUCCUGAUCUGAAUAAGUAAUCUCACACAUAACCUGCUGAAGGGAAGGAGGCGGGGGACAGAGAAUUUAUGCUUUCUUCGUCAGCGACCGUAGGUAGCUUAUGCAUCAUGUAAUAGUGCAACUCAUAGCAAACUUGGCUAAGGAAAUCACCCCAGUAGAUACUUCCAAAUAAAACUAAAAAUAAACAUUUAAUUCCUAAUAAUAUUAUGAAUCCAAGAAUAUAACAUCACAAUUAUUUUUUACUGGGUGAUGUGUCUCCACACCAAGGCGUAGUGGGAUAGUGGGAAUUGGUUUACAUUGUCAUGAUUCUUGGGUUGGGGAAUGAGCGAAGACACUGGACUCCCAAAAUAACACUGAUAGAAGAUGGACAAGAAAAGGUCAAAACCAUCAGGUUCUCAAGUUAGAAAAGAAGAGGAGGAAAUACGAGCUAAAGAUAAAGAGAAGAAGAGUGGCGACGCCUUGAUGAAAAUUAGCAGGAAGAGAGCGUAAUGAUGCAAUGGCGAAAAGCUGUGGUACGAGAAAACUCGACCAAGAAUAUCGUGGUCUCAUGGAACCGCUUGAAAUGCCUGGAACUGAACUGUCUGAUGACCCCCUGUCAACGGACCCUGCAGACUGGCCUUCAGUUAUCAUUGACAAUAUUGCAGUAGAGCUGAUUUGCAAAGGACCAAGUAAGGAUGUGGGCGGAGUCACAGCCAGGGCCAUCCAGAUGUACACCAUGCAGGCGAGGUUACUGCGCCUACUGCAGAGUCCUCUACAGCGACCUAGAUCAGCACCUGUCCAGUCUCAGACACCAGGAUUGUGUUCAAGCGUCCUCCAGGGUCUCCACCAGUUGUUCCUUUGCUGACAGCAGCCAAGCCAAAGCAACUCUGCUGGAGCGAUUCCUGCAGGAUGUCGUGUUGCACCACCCGCACUGCUACAAUGACCCCAGACCGUCUCAUGCAGACCUCCCGUCCGUCUCCACUCCUCUUUUGCCGAGGGAGGAGCUUGAUGAAGUCUGUUUCUCUGACGACGACUUGUCAUUGGGCACACGCGAGUAUCUGCCCAGCUCAAACAACGUGUCGACUAAUCAAGAAGAAAAUGCUGACACUUGUAGCCAAUUAGAGAAGAGAACAUCAAUGGGGCCCAGUCAGGAGAGGCCGUUUACACAAUUAAAUGAGCAGGAGGAUGCAAGGACUAUCCACUCAGGGCACACAAAUCUGCCAAAACAGGCCCUGGCGCCUCUGCACAGGAAGGCACACAGGAAAACUGACAGAAGGAAAACCAAGAAAUCUCUGACCUCUAUCCUUUCGCCUGAGUGUCCACAUCCAGGUACUUUUUCUGUGCCACAGCCUUGGCAAAGCUGCCAUAAGGAGCAGUGGGCAGCUUUCAAAGAGGAGGUCAUCUCAUCGCCACAUGAUGACCUUUUGGACCAAACUAUUGAGGAGGUAAUCCAAACAUGUUGUCAUGGCGACAGCUUGAAUUCUUGUCCGCUGGAGGAGACGGACAGCUUUCACGUCAGUCUGCCUCACUCUCUUCAAACACAGAGUGACUGGGACUCACCUGGACAGGUAGACUCAUAUGCCCCGCUGGUCCAGACGCAGGUGAGGGACUUCAGCCAUCUGACUGAUGUUCAGGUGGACCUAACGGACCAGGUGUACUCCCACCAGCUCGAAUCCGCGCUCCACAGUAAGCAUUGUACAGUCCAACACGGAGUAUUCAGGACUGUGCCGAGAGAAGUGCCAAACCAUUUGCCAGAGUCCUUCAGAGGGAAGUCAUGGGCCCAGAUCGAAGAGGAAGAUGAAAAGAAGGUUGACGACCUGGUCCGACAGUUCAGACAAGGUCGUUUUGUCUGCUACUUCGACAGCGAGUCCCUCGCCAGGUACGGCACCAGAAGCAAAGACGGGAACGGACCUGGUCACACAGUGGCAGAGUCAAACAUGGGUGUCUUUCCUUUACUGAACCAUGAUGAGGAAGAAGUCCCAAGGAGGCGGGACUUCAGAAUGGCAUCCAGGUGUCAGGUGGUCAAAGUGAGUCACGCCACUCAAACCGUCCGCUUGGUCGUCCCAACUGUCUGUCAACCAGGCACAAAGGCCACAUCCACCAGCGUCCCUCCAGGCGAUCGGGCCGGAGUGGAAAAGACUCCGGAGAUGCGAUGGUCACGCCUCCCGCCCGCAUACUCCCCCGUCCUCGCACCGCUACAGUCGAGCACCUCUCUGGUCUACCUUCUCUGCUCCCCUACUUUUCCCGCCAUCACCUACACACCCGCUGCAAGCCCCACACCCAAACGCAGCAGGAAAAAACAUCCACCAGACUUUCACAGGCUGAAGGUGAAAUAUAAACAAUUUCCUGUGCGCUUCUAUGACCACCGCAGCAAUCGCAUCAUAAAGAACCCACCCAAAGGUUUCAAGGUGAGAAAGCGGUCCAUCGCCUCCCCUUUGCCGCCAUGUGUACGGCAGCUGUUUCGAAGUCUGAGCCCGGACCUGAACACAGAGAGGUGGUCCAGGGAGGAUGGCUUAGAUUCUCCCAGGGUCAAAAGUCAGAGGCUCUCGAGCACUCCCAGCACAAACUCGACACAGACUCCUAAACACGAAACCUCUCCUCCUGUGCAUCGAAGCAGGUCAGAGGAAGUAAGAUCACGUAGUGAAGUAAGACCAAGUCGCCCCAAAAGGAGAGUCAAAGUUCAGACCACACCUCCACCACCCAGGAGAGGUGGACUCCGUCAAAAGGAAACUGCACCCCUGUACCAUACAGAGCCAAACCUCCGGCGAGGGAGGUCUCAGAGGGGGAGGGCCUGUGAGAAGACUCCAAAGUAGCACAUUUGUUAGAACUUCAACACUUAGGGACCAUUUGGAAAUAAAAAGGGAUGAAAAAAAGUA